Molecule: messenger RNA, 3200 nt
Organism: Acanthoscelides obtectus
Lineage: Eukaryota; Metazoa; Arthropoda; Insecta; Coleoptera; Chrysomelidae
Source: the annotation of a GenBank genome assembly
AUAAUACACUACUUCCACGCGGGUGGAGCCGUGGUGUUGGGCUAGCUUAAACAUAUAUGUGUGGUUUGAUUAGGCCAGACAAUGAAUAUGGUGAUUCCAGAACCUAUAAUAAUCAGAUAUCACUGACCACCAUCCAUUCCAUUGACUAUUGUGAGUAUCAACUCUUGAGCCCAGUAGAAUAAUGAUAGAACAUAAUGCUCCCUAGUGAAUGAUAAAAAAUUCUGACAGCUGUUUAUGUUUAUCAGGGGCAAAUUUGUGAAUGUAUUCAUUUGUUCCUAGGUCCUUCAUAUCAUUAAACGUUUUGCUGACAAAGUUAACAUCGUCUUUCUGAUGAACGAGAUCUUCGCGAUUUUUCUCCCGAGAAUGACCGUUCGGUCGGUCAGUGUUCCUGAAAACAGUUUUACAAAAGCAUACUAUGCCUCGUCAGAAUCGCAGGCAGGUUCCUUCUGUUUGUUCUGAUACCAUUCUGCCUCAUUCUUCAACUUCAACCUCAGAUACUGAGUCUGAAGACAGCAGUAAUGGCGGAAGGGCACCUCGGCAACCGAUUUAUCAACGAAACGCAGCAAACGAACGAGAAAGGGCGCGUAUGAGAGUUCUUUCAAGGGCAUUUUGUCGUCUGAAAACCACGCUGCCUUGGGUACCAGCCGACACCAAACUCUCUAAGUUGGACACUCUUAGGUUGGCCACCAGCUACAUAGCUCACCUCAGAGCUGUACUCAUGGAUGGAAACCCUGAGGAGAUUGAACAGAAACAUCCACUUACAUUGACGUGGCCGUUCAGUUUCCAACGCGCUACCAUGACAAGCAGCGACGCAGCGGCGGCGGAUCCUCUGGACGACCCUGGCAUCUGCGGAGGAGGGGGUUCAAUCGCCGGCGGGGUGUCUCUCAUCUCGAUGGAACGGGAAGCCCAGAUGUCGUCUCUAGAACAUCACCACCUAAACCACAAACCGUCCUCCGUCUCCUAUUACUAUUAAUUUAUUGGAUGGAUAUGGAUUUGCAGGUUAUAGUCCGGUCGAUUUUGGUUUGGAAAUGAUUAGUGAUAGAUGUUUCGAAUGAUACGAUUUUAGAAUAUCCUAGUGUUUGAAAACUAAUGUUCGCUAGAAAAAAAAAACUUUUCAGUUUUCAUAUCGGGAUUCUUUUUUUAGAUAUUACGAGGUCUGUAAAUUAAGUAUGAGAAUUACCGUUUUUAAUUUAAAUAUAAUUACAAUUUUAUAUUGUCACCCUCAAAAUAACUUCCUUCUAAAGCCACACAGCGCUGGACACGGUUCUUCCACUCCUCAUAGCACUCCUGGAACUCCGAUACUGGAAUAGCCUUCAGCUGGUGGGUUACAGCCGUUUAAAUGUUUUCGACUGACCCAAAAUGAGUUCCCUUGAGAUGAUUUUUCAGCUUCAGGAAGAGAUAAAAGUCACAAGUUAAGUCAGGCGGCGAAUAAUGGGGCUGAGGAGCCACAGGAAUGUUUUCCCUGGCCAAAAUUCGUUUAUUGACACUGCUGUGUGACAAGGAGCGUUAUCGUGAUGCAACACCCAGUUGUUCUUGAUCUGAUGAACGGUGGUGCGAGUCAAAUUUAACUCUUCCCUAAUCAUUCUGACUGUCAACCGUCAACCUGUACGCACAAGAUCCCGGAUCCUGAACACUGAAGUGAGCCAGACAUUUACUGAUUUAACAUCCUGGUCUCCGUUUUUUUGUCGAUAAUAUUUUGGUACUUUUAAUUUUUUUUCAAUGAACCGGUAACCGCUUGACUGGCACCCAGUAUGUGUUUAAAAGUGAUUCAUAAUAGCCACUUCAACCAUAAUUCGACCGGACUAUAAUUGCGCACAUAUAGAUAUAGGGAAAUAAAUAAGCCUUGGCUUUACAAAUUGUCAGCAUAUAUAUUUUUAUUAGUCUUCUCACGCCUUUGUGUCAUCUAGAUCAUUAGGAAACUUAUUUAUUUGACUUGUAGUUUUAAGAAUCGGGUGUGUAGUUCCCUAUUUUCUUGACAGUGGAUUUGGAAUGACGAAUGUGGGGAAAGGUCCAUUUUCAGUAGCUGCGAUUUGUCACCAUAAAAUGAUCAAAUCUUCAGUAUCGAUAAAAUAACAGCUGAAAGACGUGACCGAUAGUUAUCCUACGUUUAUGCUGGCUCAAAAUAGUUUCUAGUCAGAGAACGUUCAGCUUUUCAGGUCACUCAAGGUAUACUACUUCCAACUACAAAUAUAUAUAUAUAUACAUAAAGAUUAAAAUUUUGUAUUUUUAUGGAUAAGUAGACAGAGUAAUACAUAUUUUUCCCUAUAAUGUCGUAUAGUCAAAGGUUGCUGCAAAGUAUACCUUGCUCAACAAAGCCUUAUAUUUUUCCUGUUGAUUUUUUUUACAUUUUGCCUGAAGUCAAUUGUGAUAAUAGAUCUUGCUUAGUCGAAAUAUACGUUGCAAUGUUUAUAAUUUUAAUAUAGUGGAUUAAUAAUAAUAAAUGUGCAUGUUAGCAGAAAACAAUUACUCACUCAAAUAUUUGUUUAGUAAUUAAUACGAUGAAUAUAAAAAACUCAAACAUAGGCUACCACAAAUCAUUUCCUCCACUCCACGGAAUAUAGUCCAUAGUAAUAUUUUUUUACCAUUUUGAUAUAUGAUUAACUAGGCAGUGAUAGAAUAAAUAUUGACUAGAUUAUUUGAUAUUUACUUACAUGACUAUGUCAACUGUUUUUCAAACUGAUUCUCUUAAGAGGCUAGCUUUUACUUCCCACUUCUACUGGCGAGGAAAUAUUGUAUGUAAUCGCGAAAAGUUUCGAACAUGAGAUGUUAUAUUUUUUCGAUAUUAUAUGUACAUUAUGAAAAACCAUGUCACUCAUUUUCCUCGGUUUGUUUGACUGCUAAUCAUUGUUUCAUCUAUAACUUGGAAGGUACCGCACGGGUAUUACGUAUCUUGAAAAGUGACAUUUUGACGUUUUUUUGACAAUUCGAAGGUUUUUUGUGACAACGUAGCGUUUUCUACAAGAUGUUAACUUAGCACAAACUGUUUUACACCUUUUGUGAACCCGUUUUGUAGCUGUACGAGUUGCUUAAAGGUCAGCGAAGAGCGAUCAUAGCGAGCAAACGUGGAAUUAACUAUUUGCACACUAAAAAUUACCUAGUCUGCAAGAUGACAUUUCUUCGACUUUUUGAAGUUUGUUUACAUAAUACCCCUGCCAGUCGGAUUUUGAUUAAAUUUUGACACAAGGUACUGCAAUGCCAAG